AUGGAUGACCACCAAGGCGAACAGGAAGCGAAGAGCUACGAGUCAUACAACAGGAGCAAAAAUUCUGACGGCUCCAACUACGCCGAAUGGGCCGACCACAUCGAGCAGAAGAACUCCCAGCAAAAGCUCCGCGGGUACUUGAUGUCGAGCAACCGUUUCGAUCAUUACGAUGAAGAAGACGUCUACGUGGCCAAGUCCUACAUAAACUUGUCAGUCCACCGGGACAACCUCAAAACCUCGCCUAGUACCUCCUUCAAGGAAGUCCACGAAAAGACCACGAUUGUCAACAAGAUUCUGCUCCGUCGCGAGCUCUCGACUCUCUCAUGGAAGCCCCAUGAGGCGUAUGCCACGUUCAUCCACAACAAGCUUUUCGAAGCCGGUGACAUGACGCCCGAAACCGAUCGUAUCGUCGAGUUCCUCUACCUUUUACCGCCGAGCUUCGAAGCCUGGGUCGACUCGAUCCUGGAGCGCAUAACCAAGCAAGAGCUCGAAUACUGA
Messenger RNA from Aphanomyces astaci, 498 nucleotides. RefSeq lists its product as hypothetical. Bases 1 to 498 code for a protein of 165 amino acids. NCBI's taxonomy places the organism in Eukaryota, Oomycota, Saprolegniomycetes, Saprolegniales, Verrucalvaceae. The transcript has 4 exons. The record is from RefSeq and is a predicted model, not a curated record.